Messenger RNA from Doryrhamphus excisus (bluestripe pipefish), 3215 nucleotides. NCBI's taxonomy places the organism in Eukaryota, Metazoa, Chordata, Actinopteri, Syngnathiformes, Syngnathidae. The record is from RefSeq and is a predicted model, not a curated record.
GUGUAAUUCUACUUUACAGAUGGAUGCCUUCUUCCGGCCGAUACUCAGGGCUGACCUCUGGUGGUGGUGCGGUGGCACACGGUGCAAACGUCUCCUUUUUGCCCUCAAAAUACAAGGGCAACAGGACAAUCCCUUGGUUCCACCAAGACUUGAACUUAGACCACUGGAUUCAAAGUCCGGGGUGCUAACCAUUACACCACGGAACCUGCAAGGGUACAGACAGCGCCGGGCCCUGAAGUACAUCCUGUCAGAUUACAUUAGCGUUGAUAUAACUUCACUGAGGGUAAUUUCUCUACGCCUUCGGGCUGGGGAAAAGGUCCUAACUGUCAUUUGUGCGUACGUGCCAAACGGCAGUGCGGAGUACCCGGUCUUUUUGGAGUCCUGGUGACUCCGUCGUUCUACUGGGAGACUUCAACGUCCAUGUGGGCAAUGACAGUGUGACCUGGAGGGGCGUGAUUGGGAGAAACGGCCUCCCUGAUCUGAGCCCGGGCAGUGUGAUGUUAUUAGACUUCUGUGCGAACCACAGUUUGUCCAUAACUAACACCAUGUUCGAACAUAGGGAUGUCCAUAAGUGCACUUGGCACCAGGACACCCUUGGCUGCAGGUCUAUGAUCGACUUUGCAGUUGUGUCGUCAGACCUGCGUCCGCAUGUUCUGAUCAGGCGGGUGAAGAGAGGGGCUGAGCUGUCAACUGACCAGAUUAAGGUUCCUUACGCUCAGGAGGCACUGGUUGAAAUCCCACAGCUGGCAUUUUCCUGGUCAGCUCCAUUAUCCACGACUGGAAUGAUUUGGCAGCAAAAGACUGUCAGAUUGUACAAGACACCUGAACAUCUUGAGAAGAAGAUUAAGAGAGGUUUUGUUCUAAUGAGAAGGGUUUGUUUGUUGACAUUGUGACAUACAAAAGAGGAACUCCCCGUCGGGGAAUCGAACCCCGGUCUCCCGCGCGGCUGGCGGGGAUAGUUCAGCUGAAACGAGCUAAAUUUUCCCCAUUCAUUUCCAAUGAGAGAGAAAGGCCACUAUGAAUGUAAUAUACUUUUGUCCAUGAGUGGCGCUGUGGCCGCUUCUGCUACACCCACCCACCACAUCCAUCCUGAACUUCAGGUAGAAAUUAACUCUAUUAAGUGUCAUUAUUUCAUAUGUUAUUUGUGUUUCUCAGAGAUUGCUGCGCACCGUUCAGGGUUGCAGAGUCUUCUGCGGAGAAACACCUCAACUGGGAUGCAUGGCAAACAACUGACACAAUUGUUACUGAGGCCACAUCUGUGUGCCUCAGAAUAUCACCCGUUAUACGGCACCUUCGCACAGUUCCUGUCGGCUGCCUUCUCUGUGGUGGACCAGGAAGACCUGCAGAGGCUCCAGGAUGCAUACGUCUUCUGUGGCAUCCAGCCUGCAAAUCCCACCAAGCAGCAUAUUCGUGAGCACUGCAGGAUAAAGAUUCCUCCGCCCGGGACGCUUAUUCAGAGAGUGGAAGGGGUGUUGAAGCACUUUCACCUGACCACAGAUCCGAAUGGCAUCCCUCUUUAUAAGCCCUCCAUGCUAAAGAGAUGGAGGAUCCAACGAGUCCACAUUCUGCGCGGUUGCCUCAGUGAUCCUGAGGUGGAAGGGGGCAUACUGUACCGCCGUGGAGGAACGAUACAGUUAAACCACGUGCCAGGUGAGCGUGCAGCAGUCCCCGUCUGGAUCCCCAUCAGAGGCACGUCGCAGCAGGAGGGCUACCACUUUCACCAGGCCAAAUGGGUGACCGGCACGCAGGUCUCCCCAGAGCUGUUCCAGGCCCAGGCCAUGACAGGAGUGUGUCGCUGGAACUAUCAGCGUCUGCUGGACCUGAAACUGCCAGGCGUUUCUCUCCCGCCUGUUUUCAACCCUGCACUGAUAUGCUCCCUGAAUGCUGUUUCCAGACGGGUCUUUGGCGAAGAAAAGUACCCUGCUCUUCGUCUGGCAGCUGAAGACACCGGGGAGAGGUUUGGCCUGGAGUACAGGGAGCCAGAAUGUUGUCCGGUCCCUUUAGACUGGGACAAACAUAUAACCAAGAAGGACCCCGGCCACGCCACAAGUGCUCCUUCUCCAGGCAUCCUGCCUGAUCAGGGAGCAGACCCAGUGCAGCCUUCCUCCACACCUCCCACCAGGCUUUUCAGCUUUGUUCACCCUCUUCAAACUGCUACUGUGACUACGUCUAGUCGUGUGGCCCCUAUCCCAGCAUCUGACUUGGACAAUAAAGCUUCUGUUACUGAGCUUCAGCCACAGCCAGAGCCCACAAGAAGAUUACCCAUCCAAUGUUCUCCGACUGCUGCCCGCACUGGACCAGUGAAGACUGGAGGGAGAGUAUUUGUGUUGGACCACAAGCGCUGGCCGUCUCCAAAGAAGUCGGCAAUUGACGAGCUCCUUAAUAAACACCGCGGGCACGAGGACAUGAUCAAGCUUGUGGUUCGGGAGUAUGGCACUCUUGUCCAGCAAAGACCCCAACAGCAUGCUGCAUCCAACAUCAAAAUUGCAUAUUCCCAAAUACAUAAUACACAACAGUAAAUUUCUCAAUACAUCAUCUUCACUAAAUACCAGCCCAGAGAAGCUGCAACAUACACAGCAGCUUUGGCAGUUGCUAAGCACUACCUCUGCUGUGCCUGUCGUGACACUGCCUGCAGCUAUGGUCAUUCCACCAUCACCACCACCACCACCAUCACCACCACCACCACCACCUGCUCAUACCCCAUUGGAGCAGGAGCAACCACCUCCCGUGUCAAAAAAACUCAAACAAAAACAUGUCUGUGCUGUCGUCAACCAAAAUCAAAAUAUCAAGGGGAUGGGACAUCAAUACAUGACUUUUAUCAGCGGGGCCGUGUCAGAUACUUUUAUUGCCCCACAAAAGUUUUCCAAAAAUAUGGUGCAGAAGGUCUGACAAACCCAGUCAAACAAAAGUUCAGUCAAACAGACUUCUUCCAGCGAGAGCUCGAUGAUACAAGAAAGAGGGUGGAGGGGAAAAAAGCAGAAGAAGAGGAAGGGGGAGGAAUCUCCUCCACCCCCUGUCCGAAAGUGCCGGUUCUGCAGGAUGCAGCUAAAGCAGGAUCCGAACAGCCCCCACAUCCACACUGGCUUUCCAGGGCAAGCAGGGAAGUACAUCUACUGCCCUGCCAAAGUCUUCUCUAUCUAUAGAGAGAACGGGAUGGAAAGAGAGAUGAGCUGGAGGGGGUUCCAGGCCUCUCCUUUUUAUGAAAAGGAGAAACA